GGAUGGGACAAUUAGAAUAUGCCUCUGCUCCAUCAAGAUACAACAGCGUUGCCCUUGUUGUGGGCGUUACAGGGAUUGUUGGCAACAGUCUCGCCGAGAUUCUCCCUCUGAGUGACACCCCGGGCGGCCCCUGGAAAGUCUAUGGCGUCGCGAGACGGCCAAGGCCACCCUGGAAGGUUGAUGAGCGUGUUGAUUACAUCCAAUGUGACAUCUGUGAUCUUGAUGAAACUCGAUUAAAACUCUCUAUGCUCCAAGAUAUUACCCAUGUUUUCUAUGUCACCUGGGCUAAUAGGCCUAAUGAAUCUGAAAACUGUGAAAUUAAUGGUAAGAUGCUGAGGAAUGUGCUGAAUGCUUUAAUUCCCAAUUCACCGAAUUUGAAGCAUAUUUGUUUGCAAACUGGUAGAAAACAUUAUGUGGCUCCGGGGAGUGAAGAUCAUGAUCCGCCUUAUACAGAGGAUCUUCCAAGACUAGAUUCUCCCAACUUUUACUACAUUUUGGAGGAUAUUUUGUUUGAGCAAGUGGGAAAGAAAGAGGGACUGACAUGGUCGGUUCAUCGGCCUGCGCCAAUAUUUGGCUUUUCGCCAUACAGUUUGAUGAAUAUAAUAGGUACAUUGUGUGUUUACGCCACAAUUUGCAAGCAUGAGGGUGUACCAAUGAGGUUUCCUGGAACAGAGGAGGCAUGGAACUGUUACUCAGAUGCUUCGGAUGCUGAUUUGAUUGCUGAGCACCAGAUAUGGGCUGCUGUGGACCCGUACGCCAAGAAUGAGGCCUUCAAUUGUAGUAAUGGAGAUGUUUUCAGGUGGAAGCACUUCUGGAAGGUGUUGGGGCAGCAGUUUGAGGUGGAAUGCGGAUAUCUUGAGGCAGGGGAGAGGUUGAGUUUGGCGGAGAUGAUGAAGGAUAAAGGGCCUGUGUGGGAUAAGAUUGUCAAGGAGAAAGGCUUGGUGCCGACAAAAUUAGAAGAGGUUGCAGCCUGGUGGUUUGCUGAUGGCAUGUUCAGUGGUCCUUGUCCGUUGAUCUCGAUGAACAAGAGCAAGGAGCAUGGAUUUUUUGGUUUCCGGAAUUCAAAAUCUUGCUUCAUUUAUUGGAUAGAUAAGAUGAGAUCUUACAGAGUUGUUCCAUAGUUUAAUCCCCAUACUCAUCUUCUAUAUUCUCAGGUUGUUUGUGUCAAUAGUGUAGUAGUGUCUAGGAUCUUGGAUAACAGUAGGAAUGGAAAUAUAU
This is a messenger RNA of Daucus carota subsp. sativus, 1218 nucleotides long. Its product is annotated as (S)-8-oxocitronellyl enol synthase ISY1. Lineage: Eukaryota; Viridiplantae; Streptophyta; Magnoliopsida; Apiales; Apiaceae. Bases 3 to 1121 code for a protein of 372 amino acids. The transcript has a single exon. The record is from RefSeq and is a predicted model, not a curated record.